Molecule: messenger RNA, 5661 nt
Organism: Lutzomyia longipalpis
Lineage: Eukaryota; Metazoa; Arthropoda; Insecta; Diptera; Psychodidae
Product: endothelin-converting enzyme 2
Exons: 11
Coding region: 435-2693 (752 amino acids)
Biological process (GO): protein processing
Cellular component (GO): plasma membrane
Molecular function (GO): metalloendopeptidase activity
Source: RefSeq, a predicted model, not a curated record
AGCAGGAAAACAUCACACCACGCGUAAAUGUCACUUUUCCGUGGUUUUUCCGUCUAUCCAGUUUAUGUUUAGUGUGCCAUCGGAGUUAGAUGUCUCUUUACUUCCGCAAUUUAUUAAAUAUUCAGCCGUUGUCUCGUUGAGUGUUUGUUUGAGUUUUUCACUGUGUGUGCUGUGAUAGGCAAAUGAACUGUGUUAUGUGAUCUGCUAUUUGCAAGAGGCACGGUGCUCUGGAUUCCCCCCUGCAAACGAGAGAAGGGAAUACCCCCAAUGUCAAUUUUACAUAACACUCAAGCUUUUUCCGCAAACGAAAACCGAGAGAUUUUCCGCACACAAGCACCGGAAGGGCUACGGGCGAUGGUUCUGUAAAUCAUCAUACCCCUUCGCCUUGACUAAGGCACCCGCCAAGUUCAUUGCCCACAUUCGACACAAAGGAAAUGACGGGCGAGUCAGCGUCCCGGAGGACAAGCAAAGAAGAUAGUGUCGAGGGGGGUACAAAGGGGGACGAUGGGCCCGCCCAAGUGGCGCCCGCCAAAAAAUUUCCCGCAAAACUCAUGCAAAGCAAGAGCGAUGAAAAUGAAAUUCAGGUGCUGGAGCGACUUGACCACGGUGGAAAUGAAGGAGUUCAGGAAAAUAAGCAGCGCGAUUUGCCAAGGACCAGACUCUUGUCUAAGGAAAUGGCCGCUUCCGCCGUGGGGUGGGUGUGUUGCGCCCCGUGUAUUUGGCUCCGCACAUCGACCACCGUACACAAAAUCGCCCUCACGGCCGCCACCCUCCUCGUGACGUCCCUACUCGUUGUCUCGCCAAUUCUCUUCCUCAUCAGUACCGCCCCGUCCCAAGCACCACGAGACUGUCUCACCCACAAGCUCGAGGAUUGCUUUGCCACACAGCAACCGCCACCAGAGUGCACGACCGAGGAUUGUCGGGUCGCAGCGAUGACCAUCUACGCGAGGAUGAAUGCAAAGCUGGAUCCAUGCAGGGAUUUCAAAUCAUACAGCUGUAGCCCCAUCAUCAACAACAGCAUGUCUGUGGUUAAGAGCUCACAAGAAGGGGUUGAUCUGCAAAUGCAGGGUCUGUUGGAGAGUAACACGAGCUCCGGUGUUUUCCACAAAUUGGGGCGCCUGUACGAAAGUUGCCUCCGUCAGAGUCUCAAUGCUACGAGCAUUCGCCUCUUGCUCGAGGGCCUAGGCGGCUACCUGCCGAGUGGAAGCUUGGGGCCAUCGAGUAUUGGGCCGCUAAUAUCGAAAAUCGCCGCAUUGGGGCCUACACCGCUUAUUGGCAUCUAUUUCGAUUUGAGUUAUGGCCGCAAGCCGCAGAUUAUGUUAAUUAUUGAUGGACCAACGACGUCAGCACCAGUUUUGGAGAAUACAAUACGAUGGAUGGGACCAAAAGCACCGCCUUACAAAAUUCGAAACGAUGUACCGGAACUCCUGGACGAUCUCAUGAAUGUCUUUCUGCCGUCCAGUCUGAGUAAGGAGCAACGACAAUCUGAGAAGGAUUUAAUACGUAACUUUGUGUCUGAGCUGAAUAGGCUGCGACAGCAUCAUCUCGAUCGAGAUUUCUCAAACAGUUACGUGGUUUACAAUGUUACGACCCUCUCAGCUACCUACUCCUACUUGAAGUGGAAUGAUGUGAUCCCGCAGAAUUGGUCAGGACCCAUUGUGGUGAGGAGUUUGGCGUACUUCAACCGCCUACACACCCUUCUCAGUCCACUGAAGCACCAAACGAGAGUCAUCCACAACGCCUUGCUCCUCCUCUUCGCUUUGGGUGCUCUCCCACCCACCCAUCCCUCACCUGUGGCCUGUACGAAAGCCACAAUGUGGGCUUUACCCCAAGCCUCGUCAGCCCUGUACAUGGCUCAUCAUUCUAUCGAAACCGUCCGGAAGUCAAUUAAUCGGGUGGAAAUUCUCUUCGAGACCCUGAAGGCACAUCUGAAGAGAGCCCCAUCGCUACGGGGUGCUGCUCUGGUGAAGCUCUCAUCGCUGAAAAUUCAAGCAAAUCCCUGGCCCCUCUGGUACAAUCAAACAAAAAUUGGAGAAAUGCUGGAUAUGGUGGAUAUAACAUCGGAUAACUGGUUCGAGAACAUCCUGAAGCUGUACAAGCUGCAGCAGCAGCAAUUUCCCAAUGACAAUAUGACGAUGGAUUCGCACGUUGCAUGGGCGUACCCGAUACUUGCUCAGUCAUUUUACGACACCCUUAGUCACUCUAUCGUGGUGCCAUUGUCUGUGGUGUUGGUGCCAUACUUCAAGCCGAAACUUCCGCCCUACAUGCACUAUUCAUCCGUGGGGGUACAGAUUGCAAAAGAGAUCCUCCGGUCGAUAACGCGUGCAUUCGAGGACAAAGCCCUAAAGUGUGUUCCGGGCAGCGUGAAUGUAUUCUCCAAUUCCAGCCGCAUGGACAUCCUCAUCCACUCGGGUGGCAUGCAAAUAGCCUACCACUCCCUCUUGUCACUCACAGGCCCCAUUAAGGGGAUGGAGCGCCUCGGUGGGCUCAAUUUAACACCAACGCAGAUUUUCUAUCUCGUCUCCGCCCAGGAAUUGUGCGCCGAUUCCCUCUAUGCGGGGAUCGACACGGAUUCCGAUGACUUUACGGACAUCUUAGGGUGGCUCAUUGCACAAGGCGGGAGUGCCAAUGAUGUAUUUCACUGCCCUCAUGGGAGUGUCAUCAACACCAAGAAGACCUGCAACAUCCUCUAAAGACCCUCCGAAAGCCAUCGAAAUGAGCUGGCAAAGGCGAACCUCUCUUGAAUUUAAAUGCUCCAGCAAAAGCCAGCAAAAGUAAAUUCAUUCAAGCAUGCUAUCAUCCCUAUCAACCUUCUCAAGACACAAAACUACAAGAAAAGAAAACUAAAUAAAAAUAAAAGAAAACUGCAACUCGGUAGAAAGAAAAAGUCCAUUGAGGAGUUGUAUAAGUAGAGUUCCAACAACUUUCCUGCAAACUCUCCCGCAGACAAAUUAAUAUUAGAUAAGGAAUGAAAGUAGACAUUUAGACUGCUCCAUAAAAUUUCAUAUAAAAAAAACAGAGAGAAGAAAUAUAGGAAUUAAAAGUGAAGUCGGCAAGCAAAAUGCUGUAAUUUAAGAAGUGCUCCUUAAAAACUCUAAAAAUUCUGGAAUUUUGAGAAUGAGAAAUUUAUAUUUCUUAUUGUAUUAAAGAAAAAUAAAUUAUAAAACGUUAAAGAGAUGGAAGAAUGAUGUUAAAUUUAAAUAAAAAAAUUCUUGUGGGUUGAAAAGCAAUACCUUUCCUCUACCAGUGUAGUGUUAAGUUUACAUUUCAUUGGAAAAGUUUUUGAAAAAAAAAUGUUUUGUUUUCACUUGUUGAUGAACCAUUUUGAAAAAAAAAUUGUUAAAGUUUCGAUGGUCAGUUUUGUUGAAAAUUAAAUUAUCUGCUGAAAGUGUUUGAAGUCGAGAAAACUUUAUCUUUAACAUUGCUUUUUAGAAUAUUUAUGUCAACUUUUAUUAAUAUUUCUAGCCAAAGUUUAUCUAUAAGCAACAUUCUUCGCUGUAUUUAAAAGAAAUUGAAAAAAAAUCGUUUCUUAUUUCCUAAGUAUUGAGCAAUCAAAACUUUGCAUUAUGUGGUAAUCUUAAAAGCUUCCUAUCAAAGCUUUAAAAGCUUUCUCUUAGUUACUGUAAUUUUCUGAGAAGAAAAUUAGUAUUUAUGAAUUCGGAAUUUGUUCUUAACAGCAAUAAGUGUUCUUUGACGAAUAUAUUUUUGAUAGAAAGUUUUCAGUUUAUUUACUUUAUCUUUACAAAAAACAAAGGAUUUAAACUUUGAAAACAAUUUUCGUAAUAAAUGCUCAAUAUUUUAAUUUAAUUUUUAAUUAAUCCACUUUAAAAUUAAGAAAAGUUAUGUAAUCAGUAUUAACGUUCCUUGCAUUAAUUAAAGACAAUCCUAAAAUUUCCUUUCUUGUAAAUUUUAAUUAGUUUUUGAUGUAAUUUAUUAUCUCUUUAUUGCUGUUCUAAAAGAUUUCUGUAGCAAACAGCAAAAGAGAUAAUUUUUAUGCUUUUCUUUCAUGUGAAAAAUUGAAGAUAUUUCCAUGCAUUCAACAGAAUUAAAAUGAAAAGAAAACCUCAGCUGUUUAAAUUAAAUUUUCAUCUCUCAUAUAAAAUUUUAUAAUGCAUUCCAAAAGAAUUCUUCCCAGUAUUUUGUAUUAUGCAUUCACAACUCUUUCACUUUGCAUAUGUAAGGUAUUUGCAAAUGUGUUCCAUUAUACAAUAUUAAUAUUAUAAAGCUUUGUUAAUAUUUCAUUUCCUUUUUAGUAGGAAAUUGGAUGAACGCACAAUGCGAAUUAAAAUUUCAACGAUUGAUGGCACUUUCAGCAGCACGAUAGAGAAAUAUUGAAAGAAGUUUUAAUAGGAAAAUGAGAAGUCACCCUAAAUUUAAAAAGAAAAUAUUAAAUUUUACUUCUUAUUGUAUUUGAAGGUCAAUUAAAUUUGAGAAGAGUAGAUGAAUUUCCCUGAUGAAAUGAGCAGAAAAGUUACAUUUGAAUAUAAUAAUUUUUCCAUAAAUACCUACCUACAAUAUAUAUCCCAAUCCCACUGUGGGGACUUCACGAAAAUUUAACAAAACAAAACAAGGACAAAAAUCUUUAGCUUUAUGCAAUGUUUUUUGGUAAAAUUUAAAGAAAUGUUUCUAACAAAAAUUAUUUACUUCGUUUUGUAAAUUCUUCUAUGAAAAUUCUAUUGAAUUAGAUACCUAAUAUUGCUUUUUUGAAAUUAUUACAUACUAACAGUGCCAAAAUUAAUUUUCUCAUUUUACUUAAUAUCAAUCAAAAACUAAUAAUUAAUUUAUUAAUAAAAAAAACCUUUAAGUAAAAUCCUUAGAACCACUUUUAGAGAAAACAAAAAAGUAAACCACACUUUCAUGGGACGAAAAUACUAAAUUAAAAAAAAGAAAAAACAAUAAUUAUAUACUUAGACGAACUUAGAAUUCUAGGCAGGUACAUUUCAGAUAAAUAUUAUACCUUUCUCUAUAUACUAGACUAUUACCAAUUCCCUUCUGUAGUGCCCUUAAAGAGAAAAUAAAUAUAUAAGUAUAUAUGAAAAAAAAGUUUAUAGUGGGUGUUUCGCGAAGCACUUUCACUGCAAAAGCAAAAGAAUGGUGUUAUGGUGGAAAUUAUUACAUAGUUGUAGUUAUAAAAAAAUGAAAUAUUAGUCAUAACGUCUCCUUCAGAGCCCCGAGAAUGCACCAUAAUAAAAAAUAUUUUAUCUAUAGCAAUAAAAAAGUGAAAUAUGAGAAAUUAUAUUGUAAAAUGAUGUAGGAAAAUGUGAUAAAAUGUUGCGCGCCAAGAUAGGCAAAUCAAAAUUUCACGGCAAAUAUUACAAGAAAAAGAAAUUACAUAUAGCAAAAUAGUAUGGAAAAGUAAUCAAAAGAAAAACACAGGAAGUGUAAUUUUGGGGGUGUUUUCGAGAAAAAGAAAAAAAAAACGAUAGAAUACGAUUUACGAAGCGGUGCGUGAGGGAGAAGAGGCUAUAAAAUAAAGAAAUAUAUACCUUAUCAAUAAAUUAAAUAAAGAAAUAUAUACUAUAUAUAGCAAAGAAAAAACCUAACUAAACUUCAGCCGAGAAAAGCUUAAUAAAAAGAAGAAUCUCUCUAAAAAGUAUUGUAUUCUGUCCUGUGAUAAGAGUCGAUUGAAUAAAAUAAAAGUGAUUAAAAUUAGUGCACAAA